CCAAUCAAAGCCCACACGAUAAGGGAACUAUCACAGAUAGAAACAGUCAAACAGAUCGUAAAUCCAGCCCACACGGUAAGGGAACUAUCACAGCAGCCAACAAACCCUCACUCACUCAUAAGAGAAAAGGAGCGAGAGCAAGAACGCUACUGGAAAUCUCACUCCGGCUAGGGUUCCGGUGAACGCUGAAGCAACCGAAUUUGUAAGUUUCGAUACUUUAAACAGUUUAGCAGCAGUUUUGUUCAAUCUAGGGUUUCUUUCAGUCAAUUUGGGCGCGCGAGAGUCAUUACAAUGGGGGACGGCGAUGUCGUGCUUAGGCGAGUUCAUACCGACUUCGGCUACUACGAGGAAGGUGUGAUUGCGGAGAUCCUCGCGAGGCUGCCGGUCAAAUCCUUGAUGCGAUUCCGGUGCGUCUGCAAGUCAUGGCGUGCUUUGAUCUCCGAAUCCUAUUUUUUAAAGAAACACAUCAGCUACGGAGAGAGAGGCAUUACCGAGAGCACUCACAGGCUCAUUUUCCUGCUGGAUCCUCCCUUGGCCUUGGACUAUGAAGCCUUGAAAAGUAUGGAGGACUAUGAAGCCUUGGAAAGUAUUAAGGAUGAUGUUCAUGGUGCUGGUGGUCAGUUUGCACUCACUCAGCUGGAUUUUCCGGUAACGAAAUCUAUCCCUGAUUACGGUUAUAGAGUUGUUGUGGGUUCUUGCAAUGGCUUGGUAUGUGUAGAAGUUGACCGCGAGGCCAUUAUGUUAUGGAACCCUUGUACUAGAGGCUCCAAGGUUUUACCAAAACCUCCUCCAGUUAUAAACUCCGAGUUUAGCUACGAUUUUAAUGGAUUCGGGUAUGAUUCUGCUAGUGACGACUACAAGGUGAUACGGGGGUUCACUGAUUAUCUUGCUAAGAAAAUCAUGAUUCACAUCUUUUCACUGAAAACAGGUUCAUGGAGGACUGUCGAAGACAUUGAUUAUGUUACAUUAAUAAUGCGGCAGGGGCUGUUCUUAAACAGAGCUCUGCAUUGGCUAUGUAAUCUACCUGAAGGGGGCUCAAGAAUUUUGUCUUUUGAUUUAGAGGCGGAGAAAUUUCAGAAGACGAUUCCAUUACCCUAUGAUGACUGGUUUUUUGAUCUCUUGAUUCAUAAAAAUUGCCUCUGUGUACUUGCUUGUCCAACUGGAACCAACACUUUCAACAUAUGGAUGAUGAAAGAAUAUGGGGUCCAGGAAUCCUGGACUGAAGUCUUACAAUUUUCUUUGGAGAAGUAUGCAUCGCAUUAUGAUGAUUCUAGAUGUUAUUUCACGCCUCUGUGCAUUUUAGAGAAUGGUUUAGUUUUGAUUGACAAGAUCGGUGAGGGUCAACACCUCAUGGUAUUAUCUAAUCUAAAGGAGAAGGAAUUCGAGCAUGUUGUUGAGGUCGCGAAGAACUUGGAGUUUAGAACAGUCAUUUACCGAGAGACAUUAGUUUCACCAGACGUCCACACAUACGAAACCAACAAUAUUUGUAGGUGAGCUAGUAGCGUUGCUGUAGGUCUCAAGGAAAUAGGGCAAAAGUGAUUUUGUAGAAGCAACCUGGUUGUAAUUUAGGGUGGGCGUCAUUUUGAGGGAGGAGAGAUAUUUGUAAUGUUUCUUCUCCACUUGGAAACAAAUUGGGAGAUCCAAAAAGUCAUUUGCUUAUGUAGAAAGUGGGACCACUGUUGUUUAUAUAUAUAUAUAUAUAUAUAUUUAUAGGAUUUUUCUCAGGUAAGGAUGUCCUUACCUAAGCUUAUGGAACAGAUUUACUGUUUUCACCCACUUUCCGAUCACAUUUUCAGAUCUUAACCGUUCAGUUUUUAGGUCCUAAUGUAUGGAUCACCUCUGCAAAAUUUCAGCCAAUUUGGUGAUCGUUAAGGAGUCCAAAACUGCAAUUUACACGAACGAAUCGAAUCUGUCGAACCGGAACCGUUCGUUUAGAUUGUUGUAAUUUGCAGUUUUUGAUGCCUUAAUGAUCACCAAUUUGGCUGAAAUUUUGCAGAGGUGAUCUAUACAUUAGGACCUAAAAACUGAACGGUUAAGAUGUGAAAAUUUGAUCGGAAAGUGGGUGAAAACCGGAAAUCCGUACCUAAGAUAAACUAAGGACGUCCUUAGUGUAGCCGGACUGUAUAUAUAUGUGUGUAUUGUACUAAGAAUGAAAUAUCUCGUCUUUGUAACCUAUUAAAGUUAUUUCUUA
This is a messenger RNA of Rosa rugosa (rugosa rose), 2191 nucleotides long. RefSeq names its product F-box/kelch-repeat protein At3g23880-like. Lineage: Eukaryota; Viridiplantae; Streptophyta; Magnoliopsida; Rosales; Rosaceae. The record is from RefSeq and is a predicted model, not a curated record. Gene Ontology annotation, molecular function: protein binding. Bases 292 to 1494 code for a protein of 400 amino acids. The transcript is spliced from 2 exons.